ACAGUCAGACCAGGGAGAGCGGAGUGCAUGGCUUGCAUCUCUGUCUCUGCUUCCCUCUCUGCCAUCCGGCUGCUCUCCACUUCGAUAUUCAUUCUGCAGCUUCAAACGCUUUGACAGAAUUCCCUGAGCUUGCCAUCAGAGGGAGGACACAGAAGAAAAGAAGGCAGUCAGAGAAUAUUUUGGGGAUCCCUCAAAGAACCGAAGAGUCUUGUUUUGUUUUCAGGCUUUUGCUGAUUGACUUUUUCUGCAGACUCCUUUUUUGUUUUGUUUUGUUUCACAAGGAAAGACUUGAAAUGGAAGACUUGUUUUGAGAGUGGAAAAAAACGUAGCAAAAUCCUUUGCAGCUUGUUUCAUGUGGAGACAAACUGAGACAGCAUUCGAAAGUGAGCAAUUCAAGAGUGAAAUAAUAAAUAACCGCAGAAGUAAAGAAACAACGUUACCACAGACUCCGGACACAAGCAGCUGAAUCGAGAUCAUCUUUUUUAAAGACCACUUAGAGAGACUUCAGGCUUCCCCUGCAAGUCUCCUCUUCCAUUCCUUCAGUCCCAUCUGUACUUUUUCCUCUGGUCUCAGGCUCUGCUGCCUCCACAUAAGCUCAGUCAUGCAGGUGUCCAUCGCCUGCACGGACCACAACCUGAAGAGGGGAAAUGGGGACCACAGCAAGCAGAGCGCCACCAGCCCCAACGUGGUGAACCAAGCCAGGGCCAAGUUUCGCACCGUGGCCAUCAUCGCUCGCAGCUUUGGCUCCUUCACUCCCAGACACAUUUCACUGAAGGAGUCAACAGGGAAACACACUGGCAUGAAGUACAGGAACCUUGGAAAGUCAGGACUCAGAGUAUCUUGCUUAGGACUCGGUACGUGGGUGACAUUUGGGGGACAGGUAACAGAUGAGGUUGCAGAGCAGCUAAUGACCAUCGCCUAUGAGAGUGGAGUCAACCUGUUUGACACAGCUGAGGUCUAUGCAGGCGGCAGGGCGGAAGUCAUUCUAGGAAACAUCAUUAAGAAGAAAUGCUGGAGACGAUCCAGCUUGGUCAUUACAACUAAACUCUACUGGGGAGGAAAAGCAGAGACAGAAAGAGGACUGUCAAGAAAACACAUAAUUGAAGGUCUAAAAGGCUCUCUACAAAGGAUGCAGUUGGAGUAUGUAGAUGUCGUUUUUGCAAACCGUCCUGACAGCAAUACUCCAAUGGAGGAAAUUGUUCGGGCCAUGACCUAUGUGAUCAACCAGGGAAUGGCUAUGUACUGGGGGACGUCUCGGUGGACAGCCAUGGAGAUCAUGGAGGCUUAUUCAGUGGCAAGACAGUUUAAUCUCAUCCCUCCAGUGUGUGAGCAGGCAGAGUAUCAUCUCUUCCAGAGAGAGAAAGUCGAAGUCCAACUGCCUGAACUCUACCACAAGAUAGGGGUUGGGGCGAUGACGUGGUCACCGCUGGCGUGCGGAAUCAUCACGGGGAAAUAUGAAAAUGGCAUUCCUGAAUCUUCCAGGGCCUCCAUGAAGUCGUAUCAGUGGCUGAAGGAGAAGAUAGUAAGUGAGGAUGGGAGGAAGCAACAAGCCAAGCUGAAGGAGCUGCAUCACAUUGCAGAGAAGCUGGGCUGCACUCUACCUCAGCUGGCUGUGGCGUGGUGUCUAAGAAAUGAAGGAGUGAGUUCAGUUCUUCUGGGGACGUCCAACCCUGAACAGCUCACAGAGAACCUCGGGGCUAUACAGGUUCUUCCGAAGAUGACGUCUCAUGUGGUGUCUGAAAUAGACCACAUCUUGGGUAACAGACCAUACAGUAAGAAGGACUACCGCUCUUAGACCAGGUUGGUUGACGUGGAAGAAGUCAGCCUAUCUGCUUACCCAGCUACUUAACCAUACCGCUACCAUGGACCUGUGGUCCAAUGUUUAAACUUCAUGGUUCUGUUGUUGGGCCCGACUCAGCUCCAGCCCAUUUUAGCCUGGGUCAAAUAGCCUUGCAUACUGAAACCUCGUCUGCUAUCUCAAGACUUCUCUCAAUUCUUCAGCUCUACCAGGUUCAUCUCAGGUUCAGUCCAGCCCAGCCAAGAGAUGCUAGUCAAGUUCAGCUUUUUGCAGCCUCAAAACAACUUAAACUCAAACAAAAGUCCAUUGCAGUAAAUGAAAAGUACUGGUUCAUCCAAAUAUAACUAUGCAGCUCAGAUCCAGAGCAGUCACCAUGUAGAGUGCUACAGCUUAAUUCAACUCCAUCCAGGGGCCUCAUUAAGAAAUUUAAGGAAUUCGAUUCAUAGUUUUUGAUACAAUUUAACGUAAUUUUAUAUGCAGUUUAAGCAGUACAGUAUGAAAAGCACUGUAGGUGUAUUUAAGGAGUAAAAGUUCCUUGCUCAAGAGCACCUGCUAGUAGUUGACGAAUGAGACAGUUUGAUUUAUUUAUUCACAUUUCCCAUUCAUAUUCAGUGACUCAGACACCCAACUCUCAAGCCUCCAUCUCUCAUGUCUACACUUCCAAUCAUGAGUAAUUUCAUUCGAGCACAAAGUUCACACUGAGCACACACCAUCUAUCCAUGAGAUUUGCGGAACCACAGCAGACUAAAUCAGUGGUUAUCCCUCGGGUAAGAUGUACCUUUGGAAAGGCGACAUUUAGAAGCUUCAGUUUGAUGAACAUCCCCUGUCAGUCAGCCAGUGCUUUCAUUAAAAUUCGCUAUGCAGUGCAGUUUACAAGAUUACCAGAUGAGCUCAAUACUCUCACCUCUUCUGUCAGAGGACCAUGCUCCGUGUUAGGCUGAGUAACGAUAAGUUGACCUGCUCUAUGCUGCGAUGAAUGAAGCCUCAAAAAGCCAGUUUCCUGUUAGCUUGAAUUAGCUUCCAACUAUCUACCAGACAUAAUCCCUCCUCUACUUAGUAUAGCACAGAAUAGUACUGAGUAGUUAAUUUAGGCUGCAAAUGCUGAGUGUAUUAACCAAUAGAUGCAUGUAUACCCAGCUAUAGUGUGCCUCUCUUUUCUUUUUUACAAAGCGCAAAAAUAAGCAAAUGAAAGAAGUUUGAACUAAAUAACUGCAGGCUUGGCUGAAGAACAUUAGUGUCAGUAGGAUCAGCUCUCUCUGGGGAAAGAGUGAAGCAUGUCGCCCCCAUGUGCUGUAUCUGAGGAACUGCUGCUGUGCUUCACUAGAUUACACGAGAGGAAUAACAUGUUGAAGACUGCUUUUAUUAAAGAGAUGUUUGUCUCUUUUUCUGCCUGUGAACUGAACCUGCAUGGCUCAUUACCUCAAUGAACCCUGCAGAAAAGGACUUCAGCGUAUGAUAAAUAGAAUGAACGACCUCAUGGCUGCUCAUGGUUAAAACUGCAGAAUUUGCUUGUUAAUGGCACAAAAUUGGGAUGUGGUAUAGAUGACAGUAUUUAUUUUAGAGUAGUUGAUAUGAAGUUUAUUUUGACACUUAGAGAUAUUGUUUUUGUUUGAAAAUAUAUUGGGAUGGUACAUGUACAUACAAUGUUAAAGCCUACCUUGUAACAUAAACAAAACCAUGAAGAAGCCUCUCUUGUACAUGAUGACUUCACUGUACUGUAUGCCUAAUAUAUAAAUAAGAUGUAAAUAGAAUUAUUUUGUUGUUCCUCUGCAGACAGUCUUCAUCCCAUUCUUCUCUCGCCUGACUUCACAUUGUCACAAGAUGUUAUUCUGGCUCCUGAAAGAAGGAAAUGUGUUUGCAAUGUGAAGUCAGACUACUUCAUCUGUUUGAAUAGUGGCAUUCAUUGUAAUAACAGUCUUCUGUAAGUAACACUCUUUUGUUCAUCUUUAAAACUGUCAUGAUACAUUUUCUCCGACAAGGCAUCUCAGCUGUAUGAGAUCAUUGCUGUUACCUUCGUGUGUUGUUGUUCUUGUUCUUCUUUAUCUGGAAAACAAGCCAUCACAGAGAUCAGCAGAAAGGAUGGCCAAGGUCCAGUUUAGUCACUGUCCUGUCGUCAGGGUGUUUGUUGGCUUGUUGCACAAAUGUCAUCCAGGUUUUAGUCAAUGUAUUUCGACUUUU
Messenger RNA from Labrus bergylta (ballan wrasse), 3976 nucleotides. RefSeq names its product potassium voltage-gated channel subfamily A regulatory beta subunit 1a (gene kcnab1a). Lineage: Eukaryota; Metazoa; Chordata; Actinopteri; Labriformes; Labridae. Gene Ontology annotation, cellular component: voltage-gated potassium channel complex; extrinsic component of cytoplasmic side of plasma membrane; cytoplasm. The record is from RefSeq and is a predicted model, not a curated record. Gene Ontology annotation, biological process: negative regulation of delayed rectifier potassium channel activity; transmembrane transport; potassium ion transport. Gene Ontology annotation, molecular function: transmembrane transporter binding; potassium channel regulator activity; voltage-gated potassium channel activity.